UCAAACAUUCAUUUGCAUAUUCCAGAACACCUCUGUGUGAUGUCACUGACAGGAGCACAUUCCGUGUUCUAUACGUCACACCUAAAGAACACGCCGGGAGACACGUUUCAGCAUACAACUGUUGGAUCUACGUUCAAUCGUCGUGUUAGUGAAGUUAGUUAUAUUGUUAGUGAAGUUAUCACAUUCGAAACUUCUGGAGAAUCUUCAUGGAUAAAGCACCUGGAAGGAAGAUUAAGAAUCGCCGCUGUCAGGCUCUCAGGGGAGAUAAAGAGAGCAGCAGCAGCAGCACUCAACAAAAUGCAUCACCUGCAAUGGAUAGCAGGACUCAGAGACCUAAGAGGAAGGCCAGUCCUGAAAAGGAGACCCAAAGAAAAAGGAGAAGGGCCUCUGAGAUGGCUGAACCCUGUGGCAGCAAUAAAGAGGAUGGCAUCGUGAGGAGAGGGAAGAGGAAAGUAAUGGACGACGGAGAGGGGCCAUCAAAGCAGCAGCAGAAGAAGAAGAAGAUGCCAGUAUUCUACCUUCUCAAAAACAACGAGGACUCGGCCUCCACCUCAGUGGACACUGAGAGCAGCGACCCUUUAGAAGGCUGCAGUACAUUUGUGAGCAAGAAAAGCGUUAAGAGAAAGGCCACCGCUGAAGGAGAAGGACCGAAGAAGAAGAGGAGACUGGACCCCAAGGAGACAAAGAAGGAGGUGGAGGAGUCAGUAGAUGCCCAGAGAGCUCAAUUUAAGGCCAAAUACAAACAGCAGAAACAGCUCGGUGAAGGAGGAUGUGGGUCUGUGUUUGCUGGCUACCGCAAAGCAGAUCAUUUACCAGUAGCUAUCAAACACAUACCAAAAAACAAGGUGUUUUGUAAGGAAACGGACCAGAAUGGGAACGAGCUGUCUGUGGAGGUGGCUGUCAUGUUGAAGCUCUCUGCUGAAACGCCUGGAUCAGUGGGGACGUCAGCGCCUGUGUCUCUACUGGACUGGUAUGACCUGGGCCAGAAGCUCAUCCUGGUGCUGGAAAGACCAGUCCCCUGCGAGGACCUCUUCACGUACCUGGAGGUCAAACGAGGCACUAUUCAGGAGGAGGAGGCCAAGAUCAUAGUGAAACAGCUACUUCAAGCAGCAACCGAACUGGAGAAUCAGCGCAUCUUUCACCGGGACAUCAAACUUGAAAACAUCCUCAUUGAGACGGGCUCAGACGUCCCGCGUGUUCGCCUCAUCGACUUUGGACUCAGCUGUUUCUUCAAGAAAAGAUCAGUUUUUCAAGAUUUCUAUGGUACCUGUGAUCACAUCCCUCCAGAGUAUUACAGUCAUUUUACCUACAGCGCCAGCCCCACCACAGUGUGGCAAGUAGGAGUGGUCCUGUUCGAAAUGUUCCACAGACGAGAACGUUUCGAGACCAGAAAGUUCCUGACAAAGAAGCUGAAAAUCAACAAACAACUGUCCGAGAAUUGCCAGGAUUUCUUGAAAAUGUGUUUGACCAAACUCCCAGCGCGUCGCCCGACCCUGGAGCAGCUCCAGCUUCACCCCUGGCUCAGAUAAACCCCCCCCACACACACACACACACACACACACACACACACACACACACACACACUUCAAAUUAUUCAGACCAUACACACCAUACAACAGGUAAGGGCCAAUCUUAUGGAUCAUUAAUGGAUAAUUACUAAUUCCUUUCUCUCUUUUACAGCAAGGAUGAUGCAAAGAUUUCCUUGGACUUUAAUUGGACUUUAAUUGGACUUUAAUUGGACUUUAAUCUGACUUUAAUAGGCUUUUAUUUAACUGGUCUAUAUCAGACUUCUUACAUAACAUUUUUCCCACUUGCAGUUCCUGUAGCACCCCCAGCCGUCCGUGGAGAGGGGAUCUCUCUUUGAAUUGCCUCUCCCGAGGGUUCUUCCCAUCUUCCCUCUAGCCUCGGGAUUUUGGGGAGUUUUUCCUCGUCUUCUUAGAGAGCUUGGGCUGGGUCAGGAUCUGCUGCUGAUAUAGACCCGUGGAACCCAAUCAGCCAUUAUGUUCGGACACUUUCUCACUUAUACCACGGCCGCUUGCCUGCAAAAUGCUAUACACUGUAUAAGCAAGCUAAAGAUACCAGUCACAUACAACUGGUUUUGACCUCGCUUUCCAUAUUGCAACGAAAAUCAAUCAUUUGCCUCGUUCUCUCUAAGAAAAUAUUUACUC
This is a messenger RNA of Seriola aureovittata, 2168 nucleotides long. Its product is annotated as serine/threonine-protein kinase pim-1-like. Gene Ontology annotation, cellular component: cytoplasm. The record is from RefSeq and is a predicted model, not a curated record. Lineage: Eukaryota; Metazoa; Chordata; Actinopteri; Carangiformes; Carangidae. Bases 207 to 1529 code for a protein of 440 amino acids. Gene Ontology annotation, molecular function: protein serine/threonine kinase activity; ATP binding. Gene Ontology annotation, biological process: protein autophosphorylation; negative regulation of apoptotic process; regulation of mitotic cell cycle. The transcript is spliced from 9 exons.